UCACCCCAUCCGCCGCACGCCUGUUCUACUAAGGUAUAGCAGAGUCUCCUGAUGACAAUAACAGGACCAAGCACGCAAGCCGUAACCAAAACGCCUGAGUGAUCACAAUGUCCUCCAACUUCCCCAUCAUCGACAUCUCCGACCUGGACUCACCGUCCUCGCAACAUCGCAUCGCCGACCAAGUCACACAGGCCUGUCGCGAAUGGGGCUUCCUCUUGCUUAAGAACCACCCCAUCCCUCCGGGCAACAUUGACGAAAUGUUCAGCCUGUCCAAGACCUUCUUCUCUCUGCCCGAACCUCUCAAGGCCCAAUACCCCAUUACCUCCAACUCCAUCGGGUACAUGGGUAGCUUCCAGGACCGCGGCAAGGACGACAAGAUGUCCAUGUGGUUCGGGGGCGUGCCUGGCUCGUUGCUGGCCGCCCAGAACCGCGACAGUCUCCCACCCUUCUGGCACGAGCAUGCCGGCAAGGUCGAAGCGUUCAAGCACCAAUGCCACGGCCUCGUGAUCAAACUCCUCGAGUGUUUCGCCCUGGCCCUCGACCUUCCAGAUCGCAAAUUCUUCGCCGGCGCGCAUAAGGAGGACGUCGGCAACGGCAACAGCCUACGCAUGCUCCUGUACCCUGCCCGCCCCGAGAAGCCCAACUCACACCUCGAAGACGUGGGCUCCCGCAUGGCGGCGCACACCGACUCCGGAUCCGUCACGCUCUUGUUCCAGCGCGCCCCGGGGCUCGAGGUCAUGUCUCCUAACGGCGAGGAGUGGAUCAAGGCGCCGUACAUCGAGGACUGCAUCCUCGUCAAUCUGGGCGACGCGCUCAGUUUCUGGUCCGGAGGCCAGCUCAAAGCGACCAUGCACCGGGUCACAUUCGACGGGCUCCCUCACGACCGCGAGCGCCAGAGCAUGGCAUACUUUGGAGCCGCGAACCCGGAUACAGUCCUCCAGCCGAUCGUGCAGGGGGAGAAGAUGGAGAAAUACUAUUCCAACGGAAUCGAGUUGGUGCCAGGCAUCACCGUUGGCGAGCUGAGCCGCACGAUCAUGCGCGAUAUCUAUGGCGCGGCGUUUCAGCCGACGAAAGAGAAAAAAGCGCCCAAGAUGGAAGGAGCAAGGCAGGCUACGGCCGUGGUAUGACAUUCACUGUAGAACAACUCAGCCUCAUCAAUGAUGA
Molecule: messenger RNA, 1164 nt
Organism: Exophiala xenobiotica
Lineage: Eukaryota; Fungi; Ascomycota; Eurotiomycetes; Chaetothyriales; Herpotrichiellaceae
Exons: 1
Coding region: 108-1127 (339 amino acids)
Molecular function (GO): dioxygenase activity
Source: RefSeq, a predicted model, not a curated record